Molecule: messenger RNA, 1702 nt
Organism: Danio rerio (zebrafish)
Lineage: Eukaryota; Metazoa; Chordata; Actinopteri; Cypriniformes; Danionidae
Source: RefSeq, a predicted model, not a curated record
CACACACAAAAGACUGAUUUCCUUCUCUCGUCUGUAGAGCUUUCACUUUGUCUCGAUGUAAAUCUGAUUGGAGAACAACCAGAAACUUUUUAAGAACCAUUUUGGAGAAAUUUUUAGAGUCAGAGUGAAGAUUUAAUUGCUUAAACUCUUGACAGCAGUGAAGAUGGAUUCAGCGUCAGCAGAAGAUCUUACAUGUCCUGUGUGUAAAGAAGUCUUCAAGGAUCUUUUUGUUUUAACAUGUAAACACAAAUACUGUACAGAGUGUCUUCGAUCAUUCUGGAGAGACACAGAAACAAAGUGGUGUCCUUUGUGCAGUAGAAGAUCCUCACAAGGGCUUCCUCCACAUAUGUGCAUUUUACACAGAGAGAAACCCCAGCUCUACUGUGUGGAGGACCAACAGUUCGUGUGUUUAACAUGUGUUAACUCUGAAGAACACACCAAUCACACAUUCAAAUCCAUCAGAGGAGCCAUUUCAUCAUAUAAGGAGACAAAAGAGAGAAGUUCAUCAGAGUCAGAGGAGAUCUGCAGUUUACAUGAUAAGAAACUCCAGCUCUUCUGUCAGGAAGAUGAACAGCCUGUGUGUGUAGAGUGUGUUUAUGCUGAAACACACACCAAUCACACAUUUAAAUCUGCCAGUGAAGCUGCUUCAACAUUUGAGGAGAAACUCAAAACAGAAAUAAAGACAUUAGAAGAGAAUCGUAAACACAAAGAAAACAUUAAAGGAGAGUUUGAGGAAUCAGCUAAACACAUCAAGUUUAAGGUCGACUACACACAGAAACAGAUUGAACAUCAGUUUGAGAUGCUUCACCAGAAACUCGAAGAGGAAAAACAAGCAGCAAUCGCUGCACUGAGGGAGGAAGAGGAGGAGAUAAUGAAGAAGACAGUGGAGGAGAUCGAGAGUCAGAUCUCAACACUUACAGAUGCAAUCAAAGACACAGAGGAGAUGCUGAACGCCAGUGAUGACUGCUUACUGAAGGACGCUGAUGUCUUUAUAAGAAGAGUCCAGAUCUCUCAGCCGUAUCCAGAACUGCCAUCUGCAGCUUCAGUAAAUGUGUCACGGUACUUGGGGAACCUGAUGUCCAACAUCAAGAAAAAGAUGGAGGAGACGAUUAAUAACAUUUUCCAGUACAUUCCUGUGUUUUUGGAUCCAAAAACAGCUCAUCCGGAUCUUGUAGUGUCUGAUGAUCUGACCAUUGUGAAGAGAGAGAAGAUUCCUGAAACUCCAGAGAAACCCUACCAUCCGUAUGUUCUGGGUUCAGAGGGUUAUAACUCAGGAAAGCACAGCUGGGAUGUGGAGGUGAAAGACAGUAAAUUCUGGACUAUUGGAGUAAUGACAGAAUCAAGCCACAAGAAGGGAGCUAAUUUAUUAACGUCUGACAACUGGAGUGUUCACUAUGAUAACUUUAGUAUGUCAAAAUGGCCUGGAUUUUCUGUUGAUCAAAAUCCUGAGCGUGUGAGAGUUGAACUGGAUUAUGAUAGUGGAACAGUGUGUUUCUCUGAUUCUGUAAAUAACACACUUCUACACACAUUCAAAACCACCUUCACUGAGACUGUCCUUCCUUUCUUUCAUACUCUCGACUCUCUGAAGAUCUUGAGAUUCAGUGAUAAGUAAAUGUAGGUCUGGAUCUUUAAAGGUUCAGGACACACUGGAGAACUUUUUUUAUAUUAACAGAUUUGUGUGUGUUGAGCAUCAGUUAAGACA